AUGUCCGAACAUCCUGCCUUUCGCACUUCUCAAGGCUACGAGAACCCAUUUGUUCCUGUACCUCCACCACCAAGACGCACGGCUCCCAAUUCUCGACCUGGUUUGACCGACGGCAUGAUCCCUGGAGAUGACCCUUUUGUGAAGGAGAUCGGUAAACCAUCCAGGUCUGAAAGUAUAUCGUCAACCUAUAACACGCAUCAUGUGGGUGGCAUUGCAGCGGGGAUCGCGGCGGCAGCAGCUGGAGCCGACCUCAUGCAUUCAUAUGACCGUCAUCCUGAUGAGAACGAGCCAAUAGUGAGCCCUGUGCCAGCGAGCGACCGAAAUGUUCCCGCACAAAUCACCCGCAAGCCUGUCCCGGUCCACUACGCCAACAACAGCGAACCAUGGCCUUACUCUCCCGUCUCACCCAUCGAUCCUGUCGCCGAAAAUGCCGGCUUCAUGGCAUCUCCAAGGAAAAGUAGCGGCGAGAGCGGCCGAAGCCUCAGUCGCGAUCCCGCCAGAGCGAACACCGUGUUCGAUCAAGAGUAUGCACCUCACGGUGGUGCUCUCGGGCAGGAUGACCAUGGGCUUGGAGCUGCUACAGGAGGAUCCGAUGCCGGGCCCGUUGGCGUUGCAGCUCUUGGCUGUCGGGAUAACCGUGGUUACCAUCGAUCGCGAAGCCGGAGCAGCAGUAGCAAGCGGCACAGUCGGCCCACAAUGGCCUUGCCCAGUGAUGGACUCGAGAGAGGCGGGAGGACGUCCAGGGACCAUGGGAGCAGCCAAGCCUAUAAGGAUGUUCUCCCCCAAAAAUCAUAUCACGGCAGCCUUCCAGGUGAACACGACCCAUACAGGGCCUCUGCGGCCCCGCCUCCUCGCUCUCGACGCAAUAGUGCUUUUGGGCCUGCGCACCCUGGUGCGGUGGCAUUCAACAGUGCCAACCGUCCUGUUGUCCCAUCUCCGCUGUCUAGCGAAGUCCCCCGCGAUCCGAGCUAUUCGCCACCGCGAAGCCGGGCGCGAGGUUCGAGUGGGAGUUCGUCACGGUUCUCAUUCUCAUACGAGCCUGUAGCCGAUGAUUAUGGUGCCUACCCACCAUUUUCUAUCACGUCCAGUAACUUCGACCGUGGCAAGACAGGACAAGACAAGACUCCCACCGACCAGAGCACCAGCGACCUCACUCCUCCUGGUGUUACGAGCGUCGACGAAUAUGUCUUGACAGCCACAUCAGGUCCGUUAGGCCCCCAGCCGCAUAUUGUAACCCUACCCUUCAGCUCUGGGGACAGAAAAGCCACGAUGGAUACCGACGACGCGACAUGGCGGAUGAGCGACGGGAUGCCGGCUGGUUGGCAGCGCACCAGCACGGACAGUCCUCGUAACAGUCGGGAGCACAUGAGGAAUCGCGAUUCAGGGGUGAGCAUGGGAACCGGAGCGGGACUAGGAGGCCGAAGAGGGCGGAGAUUGCGGGCGAGUGACUUAGCAGGUUCAUCGACCGCAAGGCUAGGGAUCGAUGACGACGGAUACGGCUACGGCUACGGAUAUGGCUAUGGAGAAGCGCUCUGA
Messenger RNA from Fonsecaea nubica, 1536 nucleotides. RefSeq lists its product as hypothetical. Bases 1 to 1536 code for a protein of 511 amino acids. The record is from RefSeq and is a predicted model, not a curated record. The transcript has a single exon. NCBI's taxonomy places the organism in Eukaryota, Fungi, Ascomycota, Eurotiomycetes, Chaetothyriales, Herpotrichiellaceae.